This is a messenger RNA of Colletes gigas, 1077 nucleotides long. RefSeq names its product doublesex and mab-3 related transcription factor 3, truncated-like. Gene Ontology annotation, cellular component: nucleus. The coding region runs from base 1 to 1077 and encodes 358 amino acids. NCBI's taxonomy places the organism in Eukaryota, Metazoa, Arthropoda, Insecta, Hymenoptera, Colletidae. The record is from RefSeq and is a predicted model, not a curated record. The transcript is spliced from 3 exons. Gene Ontology annotation, molecular function: RNA polymerase II cis-regulatory region sequence-specific DNA binding; protein binding; DNA-binding transcription factor activity, RNA polymerase II-specific. Gene Ontology annotation, biological process: regulation of transcription by RNA polymerase II; sex differentiation.
AUGCUGCGCGGGAAGAGCAGGAACAAGUCGGAGAACGCGGAGGACGAGGGCCAGGCGAAACAGAGGAAGCCGAAAUGCGCGCGUUGUCGAAAUCACGGCCUGAUCUCUUGGCUGAGGGGUCACAAGAGGGAGUGUCGUUAUCGCGAGUGCCUCUGCCCAAAAUGCUCUUUGAUAGCGGAGAGACAGAGGGUGAUGGCGGCCCAGGUGGCCCUGAAGAGACAGCAAGCGGCCGAGGACGCGAUCGCCCUCAAAAUGGCCAAAGUGGCGACCGGUCAGAAGCUCAAUCGACUUCCGCCGGGGAAAAUAUUCGGAAUGGCUAUCACCGAGCCUAAGCCCGCGACAGAAGCCAACCAGGAUGCCGAUCCUCCUCACAAAGAGGACGAGAAGGCGUCGGAAGACUCGAGGAAGGACUCGUCAAGAGACCAGUGCCACGAGCCUCCGUCGAUCUCGGAAGACUUCCCAAAAUACAAGAGCCAGGUGUUCAGCGGGAACAGCCCGGACGACGCGAAGGAGGCUAGCGUGUCGCAGACCUCGGUGGACACUCUGGCACGUCUUUUCCCCAACACGAAGCUCUCGGUGCUGCAGCUGGUGUUGCAGAGAUGCGGCCAGGACCUGUUGAAGGCGAUCGAGUAUUUCGCCAGCGACAGUUUUGGCAUCGGUUCGAGCACGUACUCGUCGGCUUUUCGACCGCCGGCGCAGAGCAUCGCCGAGGCCAGGCCGAACGAGCAGCUCGCGAACACGAUGCUGGCGCCAAUUUACUCCAGCCUGUCGAGGAGCUUCUACGGGGAUGGUUAUUGCUUGUUGAACAUCGUCCCGGAACAAUUCCCAAAGAGCAUCGUCGCGGACGCGUUGCCCAUCAAGAACAAUAGCCAUCAAGAGCAGGAUAGCGUUGCCCUGAACAUUCAGUAUAACAGUUACUUUCAUUCUGGGAUGCAGCAGCAGCUACGGGAUCACGUUUACGCACAAGUCACGGACCACCUUUCUCCCAGGCCCGGGUUCCUCCACUUGCCAUCCAUGAUGUCGGGGAUUCCCUGCGUGCAGCCCAAUUGCCCUCAGUGCAGCUACAAGUUCCCCUGA